CCGGGUUAUUGACGGGCUGAGGGGCUGUGGCACUGACGCCAUGAGCGAGGCGGAUGGGCUGCGGCAGCGCCGGCCGCUGCGGCCGCAGGUCGUUACGGACGAUGGCCAGGCCCCCGAGGCCAAGGACGGCAGCUGACUUACCCGAUCCUCCGGGGGAGAGCCACCUUGCCACGGUCCUAGGUCUUCCCAGCCCCUCACUCUCACUGUCCUGAAAGGAAGUCCGAAAGCGUGCUCGGGUCGCGCCUCGUGUUGCAGCGAAGAGCUGGCCUCCGCACCUGUUUUUCUGCACCUUCCCACCGCUCGCUGUGUGACCGUUUUCACUGUGGUUUUCAGGAAAAAGUAGAGAACAGAAGUGACAUCGCUCCUUUAGUGACCGCGUGUUCCGAGUGACCUUCUUGAUGCUGGCUGUCUCCCUCACCGUUCCCCUGCUCGGAGCCAUGCUGCUGCUGGAUUCUCCCAUAGACCCACAGCCUCUCAGCUUCAAAGAACCCCCUCUCUUGCUUGGUGUUCUGCAACCAAAUACGAAGUUACAACAGGCGGAAAAGCUAUUUGAAAAUCAACUUAUUGGGCCAGAGUCCAUAGCAAAUAUUGGGGAUGUGAUGUUUACUGGUACGGCAGAUGGCCGGAUCGUCAAACUUGAAAAUGGUGAAAUAGAGACCAUCGCCCGGUUUGGUUCAGGCCCAUGCAAAACCCGAGAUGAUGAGCCUGCUUGUGGGAGGCCCCUGGGCAUCCGGGCAGGGCCCAAUGGAACCCUUUUUGUGGCUGAUGCGUAUAAGGGACUAUUUGAAGUAAAUCCCUGGAAACGUGAAGUGAAACUGCUGAUUUCCUCGGAGACACCCAUCGAGGGAAGGAAAAUGUCCUUUGUGAAUGAUCUUACAAUAACUCAGGAUGGGAGGAAGAUUUAUUUUACGGAUUCUAGCAGCAAAUGGCAGAGACGAGAUUAUCUGCUUCUGGUUAUGGAGGGAACGGAUGAUGGGCGCCUACUAGAGUAUGACACGGAGACCAAGGAAGUGAAGGUUUUACUGGACCAGUUGCGGUUCCCUAACGGAGUGCAGCUUUCUCCUGCGGAGGAUUUUGUCCUGGUGGCUGAGACGACAAUGGCAAGGAUAAGAAGAUUCUACCUGUCGGGCCUGAUGAAGGGAGGGGCUGAUCUGUUCGUGGAGAACCUGCCUGGAUUUCCAGACAACAUCCGACCCAGCAGCUCUGGAGGGUACUGGGUUGGCAUGGCAACCAUUCGCUCCAACCCUGGGUUUUCUAUGUUGGAUUUCCUAUCCGAGAGACCCUUUAUUAAAAGAAUGAUUUUUAAGCUGUUUAGUCAGGAGACUGUGAUGAAGUUUGUACCACGGUACAGCCUCGUUCUAGAACUCAGCGACAGCGGGGCCUUCCGGAGAAGCUUGCACGAUCCCGACGGGCAGGUGGCCUCCUACGUCAGCGAAGUGCAUGAGCACAACGGGCACCUAUACCUGGGCUCCUUCAGGGCCCCCUUUCUCUGCAGACUCAGCCUCCAGUCUGUUUAGCGGCCUUGACCAUGGCUGUGCCAGGAGUCCUCACACUGGGCACCACUGCUGGUCCAGGAGAUUCCGUGCACACAGCCGUUUCCACCUGCAUCUGCUGGUCCUUGGACAUGGACGUUGGAAGUGGACAGUGAGACCCUGUGGAUUUCUGGGACCCUGUGGGAUGCCCCUCACCUGGGUUUGACAUUGCAUUUAGAGGAAGCAUAACAUGCCACAGGGACGAUAAGUCCAUGUUAAACCAUUUCCUCUUAUAAAACCUUUCUAAGUACAAUGAUUCUCUAGGACUUAGGAGACUUCAUGCACUUAUAAUAGGCCUCAGGGUUUGUGGAUAAAGCAGUAGAUGAGAUGUCCAGGGAUCUUGUUUUUGCUACUGGCUGUCCUGCCAGCAUCAGUAUCUUUACUGUAAAAUGCGGGAAUACCUGUCUUUGGGGGUGGGGCACAGGAAGGGCAAGGAGAGCUCAGUGCAAAAGUAUGUUGAGGCCAGUGGGUAGAGCUGUGUAAGUGAUAGAGCUGUAUUCUCCAGAGCUCUGCGGGCUGUGGGCCCUUGAUCCUGUGCUCCCUUCCAUAGCUAACACCCCCAGCCUACCCCGGUUCAGCCCCACUCGGAACCAGAGGGUUUUCAAGAUGCCUGAGUCCCCAUCAACCAUUUAAAGGCAAGGACCCGAGUAAGUGCAUAGAAGCAUGUUGAUACCAGCAGCUCUGAGAGGACCUGCUGGGCGUCUCUCUCUGAACAAUCUACCACAUCAAUGGAAUGAUCCAGCAGCUGGGUUCUACAGGGCAGAAUCUAGGGGAGUCCUGUUGACACCCCUUUGUUCCUUACCUCUAGACCAGCAGAUGAAUAGUGCACAUGUUAAUGUCAUUUGCUGAAGUGUCACAAGUCUGAAGUUGUUGUAUAUCCUGACAAGUAUGUACACGCUGGUCCUAAUUUUGUCAGGGGGACCCAUGUAAGAAUGAUAAUUAAAUUGACUUUUCUGCUCAUUAA
Molecule: messenger RNA, 2496 nt
Organism: Ailuropoda melanoleuca (giant panda)
Lineage: Eukaryota; Metazoa; Chordata; Mammalia; Carnivora; Ursidae
Gene: APMAP
Product: adipocyte plasma membrane associated protein
Exons: 10
Coding region: 399-1517 (372 amino acids)
Cellular component (GO): endomembrane system
Molecular function (GO): arylesterase activity
Source: RefSeq, a predicted model, not a curated record